This is a messenger RNA of Erinaceus europaeus (western European hedgehog), 1719 nucleotides long. It is a transcript of the gene TMEM97, whose product is annotated as transmembrane protein 97. Bases 100 to 630 code for a protein of 176 amino acids. Lineage: Eukaryota; Metazoa; Chordata; Mammalia; Eulipotyphla; Erinaceidae. The record is from RefSeq and is a predicted model, not a curated record. Gene Ontology annotation, cellular component: endoplasmic reticulum. The transcript is spliced from 3 exons.
GCAAGGACCUCGCGCGGUUCCGGUCCUGUUCCCACGUUGGCAGGUCCGGGCUGGUGAGCGAGUGCGGUUUUGUCUCCUUCUUGCCCAGAACGACGAGUUAUGGGGGCACUCAGUGCUCGGCGCAGCUUGGAGUGGCUGCUGGGCUUCUACUUCCUCUCCCACAUCCCCAUCACCUUGCUCCUCGACUUGCAGAUGGUGCUGUCGCCUGAGUACUACCCGGCCGAGUUGAAAAACCUGUUACAGUGGUAUGCUAAGGAGUUCAAAGACCCUUUCCUCUUGAGCCCCCAAUUGUGGUUCAAGGCCUUCGUGUUUUGUGAGCUCGUGUUUCAGCUACCUUUCUUUCCCAUUGCGACAUACGCCUUCUUCAAAGGAGGCCGCAAGUGGAUCCGUACUCCUGCAAUCAUCUACUCAGUUCACACCAUGACAACUCUAGUGCCAAUUCUCUUCACAUUACUAUUUGAAGAUUUUUCUAAAGCCAGCGGUUUCAAAGGACAAGGACCAAAGACUGUGAUUGAAAGAGUAACUCUUGCAUUUGUUUAUGCCCCUUACUUUGUCAUACCUCUCAUACUUCUGCUUUUCAUGUUGUGGAGCCCCCACUACAAGCAUGAGGAGAAAAGAAAGAAAAAAUGAAAAACAAAAGCAAAAAACCAAACAAACACUGGCCUAGGGGAGAGAUGUCUACACAGCAGUUUCCUGUUGAUCCAGUACAAGGAAAUCUGCUCCAAACCCAUGUCUUCAAUAACAUUUGAAACAUUAAUGCAACAAUACACCAAGAGCAAGAGACCAUUAGGAGCCAAGCCAGAUCCUCACCUUCCUGGGCACUGGCACAAACAGAUGGGUCACCUGAGGAUGGGCAGGGCUGUGGGCUAAAAGGUAUAGGGAGGUAGUGCCAAAUACCUCAUUGUGUAUCCAAGCUCCACUACAGGAAUGCCAAGAGCAGGCACAGUACAGAACCUGACAAACUUCUAAGACAGACAGUCUACUUGUAAUAUUCAUGAAUUAUCUGACCCAUAUUAAUACAUGUGACUAAAGUACAUCAACAGUCAGCAAAAUGAACAGUUGGAGAAUGCUUCCAUUUUAAACUUUGACAUGCCUCUUCAUAUUCACCAACAUCAUUAAUAUUUUUUGACACCCCCCGCCCCAUACCGGUGAAGGGAAAGAAUUCUGUUGAGAGGUUUAAUCUCCCUUAAGCCUCAGCCCUGGUGGAAAUGGGUUAAACUGGAAGGUAUUUUGUUUCUGUCUUAACACAGGUUCCCAGAAUAAGAUGUUAAGUUUCCUUGUUUAUCCUUUUCCCAAACCUAGUUUUCUCUAUUUUCACAGACCACUUCAUUUAAAGCCCGUUAGACUGAAGUCUGGUAUCUUAAAACCCCGUGCUUCCUUCUGGAUAACUUUGUUCUUCCUAGUACAGGUUAACUACUCCUAUCUUGUUCAUAGCCCCAAGGGGGUGGGGGUGGGGGUGGGGUCUGGGCAUUUUAUGUUCAGUGUGUGCAUAUAAGGUCUCUCAACAUUAGUAUAUGGCAUUCUGUUUAGUUCUCUCUGAAUUCAAAAUUUAAGGGCUAUUCUCAAAAACAAGUUGUUUUGUGAACACACAUGGAAAAUUAUAGAUACUAGCCAUAGUUCAUUCUUUUUGCCUGUUAUGUUGACAAGCCAUAUUGGUCUGGUUAUUGGAAGUAUUGUCUAAGUCUUGUGACUGGUUCAAAUAAAGGUUGCUGCUGAUCA